Molecule: messenger RNA, 402 nt
Organism: Vombatus ursinus (common wombat)
Lineage: Eukaryota; Metazoa; Chordata; Mammalia; Diprotodontia; Vombatidae
Product: ubiquitin-like
Exons: 1
Coding region: 1-387 (128 amino acids)
Biological process (GO): protein ubiquitination; translation; modification-dependent protein catabolic process
Cellular component (GO): cytoplasm; ribosome; nucleus
Molecular function (GO): ubiquitin protein ligase binding; structural constituent of ribosome; protein tag activity
Source: RefSeq, a predicted model, not a curated record
AUGCAGAUCUUUGUGAAGACCCUGACGGCCAAGACUAUCACUCUUGAGGUUGAGCCCAGGGAUACUAUCGAGAACGUUAAAGCCAAAAUCCAGGACAAGGAAGGUAUCCCACCAGAUCAACAACGUCUGAUUUUUGCUGGAAAACAGCUAGAAGAUGGCCAAACUCUCUGCAACUACAACAUCCAGAAAGAGUCCACUCUGCACUUGGUGCUGCGUCUUCGAGGAGGCAUCAUGGAGCCUUCCCUUCUCCAGCAGGCCCAGAAGUACAACUGUGACAAGAUGAUCUGCCGCAAGCGUUACGCCCGCCUGUACCCCCGCGCUGUAAGUUGCCGUAAGAAGAAGUGCGGCCACACCAACAAUCUGUGCCCCAAGAAGAAGGUCAAAUAAAGACCAGCCUCGGGA